AUGACAGAUAAGAAACUAAACACUCCGUUCUACUUUGGCGGUCUUGCUUCCUGCUCAGCCGCCAUCAUUGUACAUCCUCUUGAUCUCACCAAAGUUCGAUUACAAAAUGCUAAAGGAAAUCAAACGAUCGGCAUGUUGGGCACUGUAAAGAACAUUAUCCGUACAGAAGGACCAUUGAAGCUGUAUGCGGGCCUUUCAGCUUCGAUCCUGAGACAAGCAACCUAUUCAACAGCUCGACUAGGUGGAUAUGAAAAACUAAAGCAGCUGCUACUCCAAAGAGAGAAAAAUCCAUCUACACUUCAAUUGCUCAUGUGUUCUACUGCUGCUGGUAUUGCUGGAGGCAUAUGUGGUAAUCCAGGCGAUGUCAUUAAUGUUCGUAUGCAAAACGAUGGUCAGCUUCCAGCACAUCUUAAAAGAAACUACAAGCAUGCAUUGGACGGAUUACUAAGAAUGGCCAAGGAAGAAGGCAUCGCUUCGCUCUUUCGUGGAGUUGGACCCAACAUCAACAGAGCCAUUUUAAUGACAUCCUCUCAGUGUGUUUCAUAUGAUCGCUUCAAGGCAUUUUUUCAACAAUACUUAAAUGAAGGCAUAGGGCUACAUUUGCUAUCUAGUACACUUGCAGGUCUAGUCGCUACAACAGCAUGUUCCCCUGUUGAUGUGAUAAAAACUCGCAUGAUGUCUGCUACAGGCGCGGAAGGUAGAUUAUCCGCCUUAGGCGUUACUAUGGCUAUGUAUCGAUCUGAAGGUGUGCUCUCUUUCUUUAAAGGAUGGACCCCUUCAUUCAUGAGAACAGGUCCACAAACCAUUUUUACGUUUAUAUUUUUAGAGCAGUUUAAAAAAUGGCAUGCCAUUUGGCAUCAGAAUAAGGAAAGUCGCAUAAUAGCAACUGUCAAUCUCUGA
Messenger RNA from Mucor velutinosus, 900 nucleotides. RefSeq lists its product as uncharacterized. The record is from RefSeq and is a predicted model, not a curated record. The transcript has 3 exons. Gene Ontology annotation, biological process: phosphate ion transmembrane transport; succinate transmembrane transport; thiosulfate transport. Gene Ontology annotation, molecular function: thiosulfate transmembrane transporter activity; oxaloacetate transmembrane transporter activity; antiporter activity. The coding region runs from base 1 to 900 and encodes 299 amino acids. Lineage: Eukaryota; Fungi; Mucoromycota; Mucoromycetes; Mucorales; Mucoraceae.